AUGGCCAAGAUAUGUCUUCGCGCCGAUGCCCAGCAACAGCAGUCGGCAAACGCCAUAGCUCCUUCCCGGCGCCCUCUCCAAUCAGAAGGCCCACUUGGCCAGUCUGGGACGUUAUCGCAGCAUGCGUGUCAGACGCCGGUCGUUCCUGCCGCCCCCCUUUUUUCUGCCACCUUCCGCCAAUACCCUGCUUCACGUUCCUGCGUCCCUGCCAAUUGGGACCCCAGCCGCUCGAUUGAGUAUGAGGAAGAUACGGAGUACUUUGGCGCUCUGCAGCCUGAGACGUGCAUGUAUCUUUAUUUUGGGAUCCGCUUCCUUGUCGCAACACAGACUGCAGCUGCUCGCCGAUCAAACGUCCUUACCGCAGCCCCCUGCUCGUCCUCGUCCGACUCGUCUGGCUCGUUCGACUUGCGCCUGGAAAAAGACGGAUGUCGCAUCUUCAGCCAGCGGGCAACCUCCAGCGCCUGCGAAGGCUUCGGCCUCGUCGCUGCGGACCAGGCCACCCCCCCUGUCUUGCCCUCCCACCUGCAUCUUACAAAGGUUCAUUAUGUCGCCCACUGCAGUCUAGCAAAGGACCAGCAUCAUCUACGCUCUCUUGACGUCGCCUUCGUGUCGCUCGUUCUCGUCACUUUCCACCCUCCUUUGGUACUGGGUCUCUCGUUCAGGACCUGCGUAUUCUCUGCAAAUUUCGGCACCAUGGGUUUCAUGAGCCACCGCCAGAAGAAUGUCGAGCUUCGGCCAGAGCAGAAAUGGGACUACAUUACCUUGAACGACUUCAAGUCAACGUCCUGCUUGACACCUUUGGCCUACGGCUAUCUCUACCUGUCUCUUCUCCUGUCCACUGCCGUCUAUGCCGUCGAUACAUUUACUGCCGUCAACCUGCUGGUCUUUAACAAAUGGUCCUCUGAGAUCAGCCCGGCAAUCUCUUUCACGGCCGCCAAGUGGAUCUUCUCCGUCUGCAUCAUAUUGUCCUUUCUCAAUCUAGCCUACGAGCAUAUCCGUGCCCAGCUUGUCAUGAGACGCGGCAGCGUCACCGAAUGCUACCUGGACAAUCUGGCCGUCCGCCUCGAGAGCAUUCGAUGGGGCAAGGGCCAAGGGUGGAAGCGCUUUCUGGUCAUCGCCGCGUUGACCAAAAGUAAGAAGGGUUCCGAAUACAUCGCCCUCUUCACUUAUUUCAGCUUUCAAUCCUGGAUUCGCAUCCUGCUGUGCUCUGGUCCCCGCCAAGUCGUCAACGCCCUUACCUUGUACUCCGUCUACAACGCAAAGCUCUUCGUCACAGGUGACAAUGUGGCAAACACUUUGAAGAACUUCUUCGAGAAGAUUCGCGAGCUGGCCGAGGAGAACUCGCAGCAGGCCCUUAUCCUCUCUUCCAUGCUCUUCACCCUAAUCAUUUGGAUCUUCUCCUUCCUCUCUCUGCUCAUCGCUUUUCUUUUCUUCGCCUUUUACCUUUGGAGCUACAUCCCUAAGUCGGAUGGUAGCCUGUCCGCCUACUGUUCGCGGAAGAUCAACAAGCGUCUCAUGCAGAUCGUUUCUGUCAAGGUCAACGCUGCUCUUGCCGAAGAGGAGCGUCGCCGGAAGAAGGCCGGGUUCAAGGCUGCAAAGAAGGCUGGCGAGCUACCACCGGCUGAACAGAAAGCCACGAUUCCGAAUGUUGGCUUUAACUCUCCGCCGAGCCUGCCCAAGAUGGAGCGCACCGACACCAUGGCCACACUGCCCCCGUACACUUCCCAGCCAGCCACACCAGGUGGCUAUGGGCUGGGCGCCAUUGACCAGAAACGGCCCAUGCCUUCUAGGUCCGGCACGCUGCCAUCAAGCGUGCCGCCAGGCAACGGCAACUUCUCCACUCGCGCGUCUCUAUUGAGAUUUGCCGCCGAACCGGGCAUGGGCAACGUCCGGUCUGCCUCGCCGGCUCCUUCGAUCCCCAAUCUGACAGGGAUGCGCGACAGCGAACUCAACAACGGGUACCCUCGUCCGCCAAUGCGCUCGGCAACUGAGGCUCCCAACUUCUCCUACCGAGGUGGCUCAGCAACACCACCCAGGCAACUGAACCGUACGAACACUGCCGGCUCAAUGGCACCUGCUUCAAACGGCAGCUUCUCAAACAUGCCGCAGCGUGUUCAAUCCCCUGCGCCUUACGCCAGCCGACAGCAGCAGUACAACAACGGGCCAAGCAUACCGAACCACAGGUCCAACGGGUCCAACGGGUCCAACUCCAGCAACCGCUUUGCCGCCUACCAGGAUGAGACAGGCCGGUCAAGCCCAGCUCCUUCAGUGCGUGCAUACGGGCCUGGCGGAGGCUUCAACGCACCCAGCCAGUAUAACACCAACUUUUCCGCUUCGCCACAAGGCAUGCCGGCACGGAUGCGGAGCGCCACCAACCCUGUGCAGCGACGGGUCUCUCAGAGUGGCACUGGGUUUGGACAGGUGCCGUUCAAGCAGUCGUUUGCCCCUCAGCGAAACAUGACAGCUCCUUUGCCGUCGUAUGAACACCAACGCCAGGACUCGAAUGAGAGCUACGCAUCGUAUUUCGAGUCGCCAGCUGCGGCUCCUGUCCAGUGGUCGUUUGCACCGCAGCGGGGCAUGACGGCACCGGUGCCGUCGUACGCACACCUGCGCCAGGACUCAAAUGAGAGCUACGCAUCGUAUUUCGAGUCGCCAGCUGCGGCUCCUGUCCAGCGGUCGUUUGCACCGCAGCGGGGCAUGACGGCACCGGUGCCGUCGUACGCACACCUGCGCCAGGACUCAAAUGAAAGCUACGCUUCGUAUUUCGAGUUGCCAGCUCCAGCUCCAACCCAGCAGCCAUCGCAAUCUCGGCCUGCGUAUGGAAACAACAGCUGGAACACGGACGUUGAAUCGCAGAAUGGGCCGGGCCGUUACUGA
Grosmannia clavigera kw1407 is the source of this 2877-nucleotide messenger RNA. RefSeq lists its product as uncharacterized. Gene Ontology annotation, cellular component: plasma membrane. Gene Ontology annotation, molecular function: potassium ion transmembrane transporter activity. The transcript is spliced from 6 exons. The coding region runs from base 1 to 2877 and encodes 958 amino acids. NCBI's taxonomy places the organism in Eukaryota, Fungi, Ascomycota, Sordariomycetes, Ophiostomatales, Ophiostomataceae. Gene Ontology annotation, biological process: potassium ion transmembrane transport. The record is from RefSeq and is a predicted model, not a curated record.